Messenger RNA from Clupea harengus (Atlantic herring), 2439 nucleotides. RefSeq names its product leucine rich repeat LGI family member 2a (gene lgi2a). Gene Ontology annotation, biological process: inhibitory synapse assembly. Gene Ontology annotation, molecular function: protein binding. The record is from RefSeq and is a predicted model, not a curated record. Lineage: Eukaryota; Metazoa; Chordata; Actinopteri; Clupeiformes; Clupeidae.
ACCGCGAGUCGACAAUCGACUGUGUAGCUCAGCAAUCGCUGUUCUUCGGCGCUUAAAUAAAUAAUGAAAUCGGCCGAAGAGAGCUGCGGCUGAUUUGCUGAUGUCAGGACUCUAGUGCAGCAUUUCAUGGCACUGGGCGGAUACCCGACGGCUGGCUAAGACGCUCUCUCCCCGAUUCUCACACAUGCCAACCCGGCAGACGCGAUGCUGUCCACCGCCAGACGUUGCGCUUUCACAAGCGUGUUGAUUUUGUACUUGUGCUCGCAGGUCGAUUUGAAACGGGUUUUUAGGUGUCCUUCGACAUGCACCUGUUCGAAGGAGUCCAUUAUCUGUGUCGGCUCCAACUAUGUGCCGCGGAUCAGUCCAAACGACAUCAAUUCACUGAGCAUCGUCAACGGCACCUUCUCCGAGGUCAAAGAAGCGAUGUUCGCACUCAUGCCCUCUCUGCAGCUGCUGCUGCUGAACUCUAAUGCCCUCACUACCAUACGAGAUGAUGCCUUCUCUGGCCUUCCUCACCUGGAGUACCUGUUUAUAGAGAACAACAAGCUGGAGACUGCGUCCCGAUACACCUUUAGAGGCCUCAGAGACCUCACUCAUCUGUCACUGGCGAACAACAACAUCAAGGCAUUGCCAAGGGAUCUGUUCAGUGACCUGGACUCUCUGAUCGAGCUAGACCUGCGUGGCAACGAAUUUGAGUGUGACUGCCGUGCCAAGUGGCUAAUGCAGUGGCUGCGCAGCACCAAUGCCACCGUGUCUGACAUCUACUGCGCCGGCCCUGAUGACAUGAAGGGCAAGAGGCUCAACGACAUGGCCAGCAUGCACAAUGAGUGCAUGUCCACAGACUUCGUCCUUCACCAGUCAGUUCAGUCUGAGUCUCUGUCUGUGGACACCUUCUCCUUCAAGAACGACGUUUAUGUGGCCAUCGCGGCCCCCAACACUGAGAGCUGUAUGGUUCUUCAGUGGGACCACAUUGAGAUGUACUUCAGGAGCUACGACAACAUCACAGGCCAGUCCAUCGUGGGGUGCAAGUCAAUCAUCAUCCAGGACCAGGUGUUUGUUAUCGUGGCACAACUCUUUGGCGGCUCACACAUCUAUAAGUUCGACGAGGACCAGAGUCGCUUUAUCAAGUUCCAGGACAUCGAGGUGUCCAAGAUCUCCAAGCCCAACGACAUUGAGGCCUUCCAGAUGGCGGGCGACUGGUUCUUUGUCAUCGCGGACAGCUCCAAGGCCGGCCUGUCCACACUCUACCGCUGGAGCGAUAAGGGUUUCUACUCACACCAGUCCCUCCAUGAGUGGUUCCGUGACACGGAUGCCGAGUUUGUCAACCUGGACGGGAAGGCCCACCUGAUCCUUGCCAGCCGAUCACAAGUGCCGGUCAUCUAUCAGUGGAACCGCGGCUCCCAGCGCUUCGUGCUGCAGGGGGAAAUCCCCAACAUGGAGGACGUGGUGGCGGUGAAGGCGUUCCACGUGGAGGAGGCCCUCUUCCUGGCCAUGACGCGCUACAUCGGAGACUCCAAGGUGCUCCGCUGGACGGCGCCCAAGCAGUUCUCGGAGGUGCAGGCCCUGCCGUCGCGGGGUGCCAUGACGCUGCAGCCGUUCAGCUUCAAGCGCCGCCACUACCUGGCGCUCGGCAGCGACUACACCUUCUCGCGCAUCUACGUCUGGGACGCCGACAGCGGAAUGUUCCGGCGCUUCAAGGAGGCCUACAUCCAGGCGCCGCGCUCCUUCACCGCUGUCUCCACCGACCGCCGAGACUUCCUGUUUGCCUCCAGCUUCAAGGGCAGCACACAGAUCUUCGAACACAUCCUCAUCGACCUCAGCCUGUGAAGAUCACUGACCACUACACACUGCACACAGAUCUACCAACACAUCCUCAUCGACCUACGCCUGCUAUCACCCCACCCCUGUCAUACCCCUGCUGUCACCCCACAUCACCCCACCCCCCUCAUACCCCACCCACUCUGCGCCACACCCAAAAAUCCUGCCCCCGUCCCCUACCCCACUCCUCUGCCAAACACCAGAAACAGUCUUCCAGUCCCCCAGCUGCUGUCGAGCCUGUGUGCUGGAGCACAGCUGGCCCACAGUCGCACGGAGUCCACACCACAGGGUUGCUUUCUCAGUUACACAAACAGAAUGCAUUACAAGCAGUGAGGGACUUGUGAAUCUACUCUCUCUAACUCCUUUUGGGCCACAUUUACAGUUUGUGAAAUUUCUGUGCUUCAGAUAAGGCUGUGGACUCAUAGUUAGGGCCUGUUAGUUUAUAGGUCAUGAUUUAUCAUGUCUCUCAUCACUUCCUGCCCUGAUAAGGGGAGGCGUGGGUUAACCCAAAGGUAACAAAUCUUUUCACCAUCUGCAGUUAUAUGUCAAAGUUUAGGUAUCCCUGGGCGAAUGAAAUCAUGACGUUAUUUUGGUAAAUACAACAUCAAAUAGGCAUGAAAA